ACUACUAACUACCCUACGUUAACCCCCUUCUAUAGCUUGCUAGACUUCAGUCAUUAUUCCCUAUAGCGUUCCAAUGUCACCUUAGAUAAAUCACCGGUAGAACUUUCAUAAUCGUUUCCUGCAGCGCGUGCACAGCCUCGAGAUAUUGCACACGCGCUCGAAAGCCCGGCGAUAAAUUGAACAGCUACACAAAGAUCAGUUUGGGAAUAUACGCACACGUUGGUCACAUCUUGUGGUUGUAGCAUAUUUCCUCUUACGUCGACAUACAUAACUUGCCAAAAGGCCGUGUACUUUAACAAAUGUAACGCUCGUAUAAGCGGAACCUCUAAUAUGACCAGUUUGUUAUCUGAGAAUGCCAGAACGUGUAGCCUCAAAAAUAACAAUAAAUGACUAGAAGAACGGGAAAAGUAGUACUUCUAAAUGUGAGCGACGAGCCGUAUGCAUGGCAAAUAACAUAAUAUAUUUGCAUUCGUCUAAGUGUAACAUCGUCUUCUCUAUCUCGUCGUUUAUCAAAGGGCUCGCCGUCACCACCACCACCACCAGCUCGAUGUUCCUCCACAGAGCUAUGAGGUAUUACAGGCUCUGGAUCUACUCCUGUAACCUGGCCUUACUUUUCAGCGUCCUGAUCUUCGUGUCUCUCGCGGCUUGGAUCCUUUCCGACCACCACAUGGCCCUUUUUCCCUACAUACGUUUCCACCAGCCCACCCUAGUGUAUGCCUACUUUGCUCUUGCACUACAAGGUGGCGUUCUACAGGCUAUUGGUUGCUGGGGGGCGGUGCGAAUGAACGAACGAUUUCUAAACGUCUACUGGUCAAUCAUGCUAGCCCUCCUCGUUGGUGACGUCAUCUUGGGUAUCAUUUGGAUCUUUCAUUACAACCACAUAACAGCCAACUUACGUAACGAUCUGAAGUCAAGACUUCAAGUGGAUUAUGGGAGAGAACUGCAAUUUCAAAUAUUAUGGGAUAAAAUUCAGGAUGACGCCAAGUGUUGUGGCGUCGACGGCCCACGAGACUACAACCACACUUUUUGGCUACGACGACAGCGACAAGACUUUCCGAAGUAUCACCAAAUGGUGCCAUUGAGCUGUUGUCGUUUCAAGUUCGAAACUCGAAUAUGGGAGAGCACGUUUCAAAACCACACAUGCGUUGAGAGUUAUCUCGAGAGUGAAGUUUACCAAGAUGGGUGCUAUGAUGAAGUCCAGAGAUGGCUCCAAGGAAGCGCAGAUUUACUGUGUGUUCUAGGGUUUUGUGUGAUAGCAUUCCUAAAAGUUUGUUUUCUCGGCAUUCUCCGGUAUGAGAUACGAGAAAUGAUACAGAAAAUCAGGAUUCUCCAAGAGCUCGAGGAACCUUCUCCGCUACUUGGAAUAGACUUGCAGUACGUUAGACCUUCUUUCCAAAACGACAGUCUUUCGAGGGACACCUCACAGAAUAACUUCGGAAAUCACCUACUAUCAAAUAAUCACUUCCCACACGAACCGUUCUCCAAAGAAAGCUUCAAGAGCAUAAACGGAAACAACAACGAAAGUGAAUGUUGGGACUCCAAUAAAACUAGUGCCGUUUAAUAUUAGAGCUGCUGAACAAACACAGACCUGAUACGUGUUAACUGUUUAGCGUCCACGAGUAGCUUUAAAACACCUUUAACUGUACUUUUCGUGUUAGCCUUACAAUACAGUCUAACUUAGCCAUCAAAGUAUUGUGUAAAAAGUAAAAAAAAAGUUAGUUAAACAUUAUAUUAUAUUAUGGUUAUUCGUCUGACAAAUAUAUACUUUAGCCUUCAAAAACAAAACAACCGUUUUACAACUAUAUAGGAGUACUGUCAGAAAGAGCUAUAUCAAAGUCAGCGCCAUCUAUUAAUAUAUAUAUUGAUUCAACUUAUAUUUUAAAUUUUGAAGGUUUUCCUCAACAUGACAAUCUUUAUUCACCUUGUUUUGUUAGUUCGUGUUUGUUUGUUGUAUUUGUUUCCUGUUACUGUUCUUAUUUUGAGGAAAUAUAACACCUACUUAAGUAUUUCUAAGAAAAUUCUAGAUGGCGCUAAAUAAGAUGUACUAUAAUACUGCUCUCCCUAGGAAAAAACAAACACAAAACUUAUAAAAACAAGGCAACGACUUGCAAGUAUCUUGUCAACACUGUAUAUGUAUGUGUACUUCAUGUUUAAAAAAAGCCUUAUUUUCAGUAUUCUAAAAAUGCGUUCAACACUGAUUUAUAAGCGUGUAUUUUAUUGUUGAAACAUUUUUAAAACAUAUAUUUCUUAUCGAAAACAACGGUUCAACUAAUACAAUUAGUGUCAGUAAUGUGUGCAUGUUUCGUUAAUUUAACUAUUUAUUUGUUAAGUCACUGUUAAUGAUUGAAAAGUAUAUAGUUUUGUUGUUUUACACAACUUGAAGUACAUACUGGAAGGAUUUAGACAUUUUGGCAUUAAAAUUAGAAAAGUUCUUGUACUACUAUCUCUAAUGAAACCGCAAUGGCGAAACGUUAUUUGAAAUAAAACA
Limulus polyphemus (Atlantic horseshoe crab) is the source of this 2488-nucleotide messenger RNA. RefSeq names its product tetraspanin-1-like. NCBI's taxonomy places the organism in Eukaryota, Metazoa, Arthropoda, Merostomata, Xiphosura, Limulidae. The transcript has 2 exons. The record is from RefSeq and is a predicted model, not a curated record. Gene Ontology annotation, cellular component: membrane. Bases 443 to 1561 code for a protein of 372 amino acids.